CUCUUUCUUCCUCGGGGAAAAAACAUGGAAGAGAAGAAGCCUUAUUUGGCCGCCAUCCUUAUACAGUUUCUAACGGCCGGAAUGUUCAUUCUCUCCAAGGCUGCAUUUGAUGAUGGUAUGAACACUUUUGUCUUCAUUUUUUACAGGCAGUUUGCUGGAACGCUGCUUUUGGUCCCUUUAGCCAUGACCUUUGAAGGGAAAAGUGCAUUCUUGAUAUCAUUUAGGACCUUCUGCAAGACUUUCCUCCUCUCUUUAGUUGGGAUUACAGUAGGACUAGAUGUAUAUGGGAUGGCUCUUGUGUACACAUCUACGACGCUAGUGGCAGCCGUUACUAACUGCCUCCCGGUUAUUACUUUUGCGUUAGCGAUUUUUCUCAGGAUGGAGAAGGUAAAUUUAAGGACAAUUACUGGAUUGGCAAAGGUGGGUGGACUGAUGUUGUGUUUGGCCGGAGUGGUGACCCUUGCUUUCUAUAAAGGACCAACCCUAAAACCAUUAUGGCAUUUCCAUCACCAUUGCCACUAUGACCAUGGUACUUCUAGUGAAAAAUGGAUCUUGGGUUGUUUUUUGAUGUUUAUCUCGACCCUAUGUUGGGCUCUUUGGAUUGUUUUUCAGGCAGGGAUUUUGGAAGAAUACUCAUCAAAGCUGGGGUUCACAUCCCUCCAGUGUUUCUGCAGCACUGCUCAGUCCUUUGUUGUUGCCAUUGCCAUGGAAAGGGACCCUUCUCAGUGGAAGUUGGGAUGGAAUAUUAGGUUAUAUGCUAUUGCUUAUAGUACUUUGAUGAUAACUGGGACUGGAUAUUAUGUGCAAGCAUGGCUGAUUGAGAAGAAAGGGCCAGUUUUCCUGGCCAUGUGGACUCCUUUGGCUCUUGUUAUUACACUCUUCUUCUCAGUGUUUCUGCUGGGAGAGGUUAUUAGAUUGGGAAGCAUUUUAGGAGGAAUACUUCUCAUCGGAAGCCUCUACAGCGUGCUGUGGGGGAAGAGUAAAGAAAAGAGGUUAAAUAGUGAAAAUGAUUUUGUUAACACCAAUUGUAAGCCGGCUGAACAACCUGUGUAACCAGGGGCGGGCAGAUAUGUAGAUUGUA
Molecule: messenger RNA, 1081 nt
Organism: Impatiens glandulifera
Lineage: Eukaryota; Viridiplantae; Streptophyta; Magnoliopsida; Ericales; Balsaminaceae
Product: WAT1-related protein At5g64700-like
Exons: 7
Coding region: 25-1053 (342 amino acids)
Cellular component (GO): plasma membrane
Molecular function (GO): transmembrane transporter activity
Source: RefSeq, a predicted model, not a curated record